This is a messenger RNA of Exophiala viscosa, 888 nucleotides long. RefSeq names its product Alpha/Beta hydrolase protein. The transcript has 4 exons. The record is from RefSeq and is a predicted model, not a curated record. Bases 1 to 810 code for a protein of 269 amino acids. Lineage: Eukaryota; Fungi; Ascomycota; Eurotiomycetes; Chaetothyriales; Herpotrichiellaceae.
AUGGCGUCAGGGAGCUACAUCGACUCCUCAAGGGAUGAGACCACAAUCGAGGUGUCUGGUCUUCAGGUCCAUAUUCGCGGCUGUAUCUCUGUUGCUUUCUCGAAGAUACUGAACCCUGACCUUGUAUUCCUCCUGCACGGCCGCACCAGCGAUGCAGAAGCCCUCCGUGAUUUGGGGACCGCAAUUUUGGCAGCCAACCCCGAGACCUUGGUGGUGUCCUUCGAUCAACGGAAUCAUGGCCACCGCAUCCUGAACCCAAAGGCUAAUUUGACAUGGGCGGAUGGAAACGACAUGCACGCCCAGGAUAUGUUCUCAAUCCAGUACGGCACGAGUCUCGAUGUGAGCCUACUCAUUGACCUGCUGCCAAUGUUCAUCUCUCCAGAUGAGCGCUAUGUCUUCCGGCACAUUUUUUGUGUUGGAGUCUCACUAGGAGGCCAUGUGACUUACCACGUCCUUUCUAAUGAGCCUCGCGUAAAUGCGGGCGUAGUCAUCAUCGGCUGUCCGGAUACUGCGGCAUUGCUGCAGAUGCGAGUCCAUGCGAAAGACUCCAGGAAACUCAUGCCCCCUUCUUUCCUUGCAACCGUCCGAAGGCUACAACCCAACAUUGAAGAAGUCGCAAAGAAGUCUGUGCUCAUCAUAAAAGGAAACGAGGACAACCUGGUGCCGUGGGAACCAUCGCAAACCUUCGUGGAACAGUUGCCCAAGGCGAGGGUCCAAGUUAUCGGCUACGAUGGGAUUGGUCAUGCUCUGACCAAAGCCAUGCAAGAAGACACUGCGAAAUGGAUUCAAGAUUUUCGAAAGAGGUCUUGACACAGAUCUAUCAUGAAGACACCCGGAUGGCCCUCGGUCUCUUACUGGCAAUGCAGGCUAACCCUAAGCGAUCGCCGA